Acanthopagrus latus (yellowfin seabream) is the source of this 385-nucleotide messenger RNA. RefSeq lists its product as uncharacterized. The record is from RefSeq and is a predicted model, not a curated record. The transcript has 5 exons. The coding region runs from base 40 to 363 and encodes 107 amino acids. Lineage: Eukaryota; Metazoa; Chordata; Actinopteri; Spariformes; Sparidae.
CUUUCAGCUCAUCAGCAGCUCACUGCUCACACUGCAGACAUGAGGUUUUUGAUCUUGUUUGCUCUUUUGUGUGGGGUUUUUGCCGCCCCCUUCACGGAGGAAGAGGAGGCAAAGAGAUUCAUCAGACUGAAGAGACAGUCAGGGUACUGGGACCCGCACCACUCCCAGAACCAGUGGGGCUACACCCUUCAGGAGCAGGCAAACGAGUACUGGACAGCUCUACGAACAGAUGCUCAGUACUACAUGGACAUGGGUAACCUGAUGUUCGACCGCUCUGUGGCUACGGAAAACAACAGGCUGUAUAUGGAGAUGCUGCGCAAUGUACGAGCUCACCUGGACAGCCAGACAGGUGGACACAGAUAAUAAAACAAACAAUGUGACGUUU